Molecule: messenger RNA, 1223 nt
Organism: Elgaria multicarinata webbii
Lineage: Eukaryota; Metazoa; Chordata; Lepidosauria; Squamata; Anguidae
Product: testicular acid phosphatase homolog
Exons: 11
Coding region: 1-1194 (397 amino acids)
Biological process (GO): regulation of neuronal synaptic plasticity; negative regulation of ERBB4 signaling pathway; peptidyl-tyrosine dephosphorylation involved in inactivation of protein kinase activity
Cellular component (GO): lysosome; postsynaptic membrane
Molecular function (GO): receptor tyrosine kinase binding; protein tyrosine phosphatase activity; acid phosphatase activity
Source: RefSeq, a predicted model, not a curated record
AUGAAACUCUCUGUAACUCUGAAGCUCUUGAUGAUUCUCCUCCAGGAUGUUCUGCCUCUUGUAGUGGCCCAAGAACGGACGCUGCGCUUCGUUACACUGGUGUAUCGCCAUGGUGACCGGUCCCCCCUGGGCACCUACCCCACAGAUCCCCACAAGUCAGGGGCCUGGCCGCAAGGCUUCCAACAGCUUACUGAGGUAGGUAUUUUGCAACAGAAGGCGCUGGGCCGGUUCCUCAGAGAGAGAUACGCCGGAUUUUUGAGCACCUCCUAUAAACCACAGGAGAUAUACAUCCGCAGCACCGAUUAUGAUCGCACGAUAAUGAGUGCCCAAGCCAACCUGAUGGGACUCUAUCCAUACUCAGAUCCGGAGAUAAGCUGGAGACCGGUCCCCAUACACUCAGUGCCUGUUAAGUAUGACAAGCUGCUGAAGCCUCCAACCCGGACCUGCCGACGAUACCAACAGUUGAUGGAAGAGACAAUUAAUUUGCCAAGCUAUCAAGCUAAAAUGGAAGGCUGGAAGGGCUUCGUAACAGAGAUGGCCAAUUACACAGGGCUUAAACCUGAGCAGCUGACUCUGAGGGGCCUUUGGAAAGUGCACGACUCCCUUUUCUGUCAGAAAACACACAACCUGGCCUUGCCUGGCUGGGCCACCUCACAGGUCCUGAGCACACUUUCAGAAAUAGAAGCGUUUAAUAUCGAAGCCCAUGUGGGAAUGCAUGCCAGCCAGGAGAAGGUCCGAUUCACCGGAGGGUUGCUACUGGGUGCUAUCUUGAGCAACUUCUCCAAAAUUGUAUGCAGAGAUCUGCCCAUGAAGAUGAUGAUGUAUUCUGCUCAUGACAGCACCUUAAUUGCUCUGCAAGGAGCCCUGGGCGUUUAUAAUGGCCAUCUGCCACCGUAUGCUGCCUGUCACGGAUUUGAGUUCUACCAGGAAGGCAAUAAUUCAUUCAGUGUAGCCAUGUUUUACCGGAACAAAAGCAGCCAUCAACCCCACACACUAGUCUUGCCUGGCUGCUCCACACCUUGCCCACUACCACUCUUCAUUCACCUUACCCGUACAGUUAUCCCACAGGACUGGGAUGCUGAAUGCCAAAACCCUCAGAGAAGCACAGGGCGCACAGUAACAGCACUGGCUGUGGCAGUAGGUCUGCUGAGCGUAGCAUUAAUUGGAGUGGGUAUCUUGUACUGGAGAAGGUGACGUGAAGAGGAGUUCAUGGCAACCAUCAA